This is a messenger RNA of Balaenoptera acutorostrata (minke whale), 1814 nucleotides long. It is a transcript of the gene C9H11orf65, whose product is annotated as chromosome 9 C11orf65 homolog. The transcript has 9 exons. Lineage: Eukaryota; Metazoa; Chordata; Mammalia; Artiodactyla; Balaenopteridae. Bases 56 to 898 code for a protein of 280 amino acids. The record is from RefSeq and is a predicted model, not a curated record.
CGUUACCUGGGGCAGAAGUGGAGUUCAGGCCAGCGGCGAUGGGCAAGUGAAGGGAAUGGUGUCUCCUCCCCCUCAGCCGGACUUUUGCAUGGCUUGGAAACAGGAAUCAGAAUUUACAAAGAGAGAUAGAGCUGCCAGAGUCAUUCAGAAGGCCUGGAAAAGUUUCCUUAAUGUCGCUGUAUUCCAACACUUUAAAAGUCUGAUUAAUAUAAGAAGACAAGGGGAUCCACGUCAGAUACUGAGAUACAUUAAUCCCAAAGAGGCAGAACUUCUAGAUGCUGCUGCUGGCAUUAAUGUACGAUUCAGAUUAGGUGGUGUUAAAUUUCCACCUGAAAUAUACUAUAAAAUUUUCACUCACAGACAUAUUGAAGAUCUGUGCGCUAAUAGCCCUAGAGAUUACACAAAACUUCCAGCAAAACAUACAUCUCAUAUUAAAAGUGAUAAUCUUCAGGAAGAGGAUUAUAGUGGCUGGUAUCGUCGUAUAGAGAACAAUGGCUGGAGGCCUGUUUCUGAUAAAUUUUGGAAGUCUACUGAAAAUGUAAUGGUGGGAGACAAAAAAGAAAGUGAAUUCCAUUUCUCUAAAUUGAAGAGAAGACAAGAUAUAGAAAAGAAAAGAAAAAUUAAAAAAAUAGAAUGGAUGCGGCAAAUGUACUACACAGGAACCCUGGAGGCUAAGUCAACAAAUCAUGAAACUCUAGGUUUAAUUCACACAGCAACAAAAGGGCUAAUAAAAGCUUUCGAAGAUGGUGGAAUAGAUUCUGUGAUGGAAUGGGAAGUGGAUGAAGUGCUGAACUGGACAAACACACUCAACUUUGAUGACUACAAUAAAGAAUGUGAAUACUGCAUGGAUGAAGAGGAAGGAAAAAUAAAACAAAGAUGGUGUGAAGAAGAUUCCUAAUUGCUUCCCUUCAUGGAGAAAAGGAUAAAAACAGAAUAAACCAGGAAGACUUGAAGUGGUUUUUUGGUAUCAUAUACUCUAUAUGGAGUGGGGAAAAUACAUCUAGCUUUGAUAUGGUGAGACCUAAAUAGACAUUUCUCCAAAGAAGAUAUACAGAUUGCCAACAAACACAUGAAAGGAUGCUCAACAUCACUAAUUAUCAGAGAAAUGCAAAUCAAAACCACAAUGAGGGAUCACCUCACACCGGUCAGAAUGGCCAUCAUCAAAAAAUCUACAAACAAUAAAUGCUGGAGAGGGUGUGGAGAAAAGGGAACCCUCUUGCACUGUUGGUGGGAAUGUAAAUUGAUACAGCCACUAUGGAGAACAGUAUGGAGAUUCCUUAAAAAACUAAAAAUAGAACUACCAUAUGACCCAGCAAUCCCACUACUGAGAAAACCGUAAUUCAAAAAAGAGACAUGUACCCCAAUGUUCAUUGCAGCACUAUUUACAAUAGCCAGGACCUGGAACCAACCUACGUGUCCAUCGACAGAUGAAUGGAUAAGGAAGAUGUGGCACAUAUAUACAAUGGAAUAUUAGCCAUAAAAAGAAACGAAAUUGAGUUAUUUGCAGUGAGGUGGAUGGACCUAGAGUCUGUCAUACAGAGUGAAGUAAGUCAGAAAGAGAAAAACAAAUACUGCAUGUUAACACAUAUAUAUGGAAUCUAAAAAAAUGGUUCUGAUGAACCUAGGGGCAGGACAGGAAUAAAGAUGCAGACAUAGAGAAUGGACUUGAGGACACGGGGAGGGGGAAGGGUAAGCUAGGACGAAGUGAGAGAGUAGCACUGACAUAUAUACACUACCAAACGUAAAAUAGAUAGCUAGUGGGAAGCAGCUGCAUAGCACAGGGAGAUCAGCUUGGUGCUUUGUGACCACCUGAG